AUGUUCUUAACCAGAAGUGAAUAUGACCGUGGUGUCAGUACAUUUUCACCAGAAGGUAGAUUGUUUCAAGUAGAAUACUCUUUAGAGGCCAUCAAGCUUGGAUCUACUGCAAUUGGUAUUUCUACAUCUGAAGGGGUAAUUUUGGGUGUUGAAAAGAGAGUUACUUCUUCCCUUUUGGAGCAUUCAUCUAUCGAAAAGAUUGUAGAAAUCGACAAGCAUAUUGGAUGUGCCAUGUCAGGAUUGACUGCCGAUGCCAGAUCUAUGAUUGACCACGCUAGAACCUCAUCCUUGACUCAUAACUUGUACUAUGACGAAGAAAUUCAAGUUGAAAGUUUGACUCAAUCAGUUUGUGAUUUAGCUCUUAGAUUCGGUGAAGGUGCUGGUGGAGAAAAGAGAUUAAUGAGUAGACCGUUUGGUGUUGCCCUCUUAAUAGCAGGUGUAGACAAGGAUAAGGGCCCACAAUUGUACCAUGCUGAACCAUCUGGAACUUUCUAUAGAUAUGAAGCUAAGGCUAUUGGAUCUGGAUCGGAAGGUGCUCAAGCUGAAUUACAAAACGAAUACCACAAGUCCUUGACAUUGAAGGAAGCUGAAUUAUUAACCUUGAAGGUCUUGAAGCAAGUGAUGGAAGAAAAGUUGGAUUGUAAGAAUGCUCAAUUGGCUAGUGUGACCACUGAAGGUGGAUUUCAAAUCUAUAGUGAUGAAAAGACUGAUGAAAUUAUUAAGAUCUUGAAUGAGCAACAAACCGAUGAUGCUGAUGCCGCUUAA
This is a messenger RNA of [Candida] anglica, 765 nucleotides long. The record is from the annotation of a GenBank genome assembly. NCBI's taxonomy places the organism in Eukaryota, Fungi, Ascomycota, Pichiomycetes, Serinales, Debaryomycetaceae.